CCUGUCGCCAUCUGUAGCACGACAUCGGCCAUGGGCAGCUCCCAAGGUAACCUACUUCAGCCGCGUGAUCAGACGUCGACAUUCAAGCUCAUCUCCCAGAAGCUUGUUUGCUCUGCUUGCUCUGUCUGCAUUGGAGUGCGUGAAUUCAUGAUGAAGACCCUCAGAAACAUCGUCGUUGCCUUUGCAGCCAGCAUUGGCAUCGUUGCGGCCCAAGUCGGCCCUCUAGAUGAGGACGGAAGACCAACAACCUAUACAGCAUAUGAGUUUGAUCAGCUCAUUGACCAUUUCCAAACUAGCUCAAGAUAUGCGCCAAACACGAAUGCCACUUUCAAGCAAAGGUAUUAUUUCGACAACACCUACUACAAGCCUGGAGGUCCGGUCUUUCUCUACAUCAGUGGCGAGACGAGCGGACCAUCGCGCUUUUCGAAUCUUCAGACUGGGAUCAUCCAGAUUCUGAUGAACGCAACCGGCGGACUGGGUGUCAUUCUUGAGAACAGAUACUAUGGUGAAAGCUACCCGUUUUCGAACUCUACGACCGACAAUCUGCGAUUUCUCACCACGGAGCAGACUAUUGCUGACAAUGCGUACUUUGCUCAACAUGCUACCUUCCCCAACAUCACUGGUGGAAACAACCUCACGGCCCCGGGUCAUCCGUGGAUCUUGUAUGGAGGUAGUCUUGCUGGUGCCCAGACGGCCUUUUCACUAGUUCAAUACAAAGGAUUGCUGUGGGGCGGCAUUGCUGCUUCAGGUGUGAUUCACGCUGUCCUGGGCUAUCCUGAAUGGUACGAUCCUAUACAAGAGAAUGGGCCCCAGGAUUGCAUCUCCCGCAUCAACAAUAUCAUCGACAAGAUGGACUACCUGAUUCAGCACAACAACACAAAAGCUAUUCAGCAGUUGAAAAAUAUCUUUGGGCUUGGAUCUUUGAGUGAUCUCAGAGAUUUCGCCAUGACUAUUGCCUUUCCACUGGGCGGACCAAUGAAUUAUCCUACCAGCACCUGGCAAGAGCUCAACUGGUAUCCGGCCUACGACAGUCCGGAUUUCUUCUGGUUUUGCAACAACAUUACCAACAUGGACGCCCCAGCAAACAUCACGGCAGUUGACAUGCAAUUGGCGAACUACACUAAUGGCUCGGCAUGGACGGGCCUGGGAGCAUAUGCGAACUACGUCAAAGAAGUGAUCGUCUCGACUUGUGACAGUCCAGACUUGAUCGAUACGACUGAGUGCUUCUCCACCCAGAAUGCUACUUUCUACGCCGACCCUACUAAUUCAGCCAGUCGCUCCUAUCUAUACAGUACAUGUAUCGAGCAAGGCGCAUACCAACUCCCGCAACCGUAUGGCAAACCAUCUCUCCUUUCCCGCGUCAUUGGUCUCGACUACACCCAACAAUGGUGCACGUGGGCAUUCCCGCCAGGCCCUCUCUCGCCUCAAGCUGUGCCAUCCCCAGACGGCCCAAACCUAACAUGGUACAACAAUUACGGUGAUUUUAACCUUACAGCGCCGAGGCUGGCGUUGAUUGAUGGUGGAAGCGAUGUGUGGCGGGAUGUAUGCUACCAUGGUCGCAAUGCCAGUACACGAUACGGGGCGAAUCAGAUGCUCAUCACCGGAGGCGGCCACCACUGGGAUAGUUCGGGAAUACUGAACAUUAGUGCAGAGCCGGACUUCAUCAAAGCUGCACAUGAGUGGGAGCUGCGGCAAGUGACGGGAUGGUUGGAUGAAUGGGAUUCGACUCAUGAUAAGAAGGUCAGAAAGAGGGAUGAGCUAUGAAGAGUAUGUGAGGAGUGGGUUCUGAAUCGGUGUCUUGAAAUAGAAAGAUUUAGAAUCUACAAUUUCCCAAGCCCUCGCCAUGUGUGGCUACGUGUUCUGUCAAGAGAAUGGAUUGUGUCACUGUAGCCACUCGCCAGGUUUGUA
Molecule: messenger RNA, 1908 nt
Organism: Cladophialophora immunda
Lineage: Eukaryota; Fungi; Ascomycota; Eurotiomycetes; Chaetothyriales; Herpotrichiellaceae
Exons: 3
Coding region: 31-1764 (577 amino acids)
Biological process (GO): proteolysis
Molecular function (GO): dipeptidyl-peptidase activity; serine-type exopeptidase activity
Source: RefSeq, a predicted model, not a curated record